Messenger RNA from Debaryomyces hansenii CBS767, 1368 nucleotides. It is a transcript of the gene GDH3, whose product is annotated as glutamate dehydrogenase (NADP(+)). Gene Ontology annotation, molecular function: L-glutamate dehydrogenase (NADP+) activity. Gene Ontology annotation, cellular component: cytosol. Lineage: Eukaryota; Fungi; Ascomycota; Pichiomycetes; Serinales; Debaryomycetaceae. The record is from RefSeq and is a predicted model, not a curated record. The coding region runs from base 1 to 1368 and encodes 455 amino acids. The transcript has a single exon.
AUGGUCUUACCUCACGAACCAGAAUUUCAACAAGCUUACAAUGAAUUAGUUUCUGCUUUAGAAGACUCUACUUUAUUUACCGAAAAACCAGAAUACAAGAAGGUUAUUCCAGUUGUCUCGGUCCCAGAAAGAAUUAUCCAAUUCAGAGUUGCAUGGGAAAACGACAACGGUGAUGUUGAGGUCAACAACGGUUACAGAGUGCAAUUCAACUCGGCCUUAGGUCCAUUCAAGGGUGGUUUAAGAUUCCAUCCAUCUGUCAACUUGUCUAUUUUGAAGUUUUUGGGUUUCGAACAAAUCUUCAAGAACGCUUUGACCGGUUUAUCCAUGGGUGGUGGUAAAGGUGGUUGUGACUUCAACCCAAAGGGUAGAACCGACUCUGAAAUCAGAAGAUUCUGUGUUGCUUUCAUGAGACAAUUAGCCAGAUACAUUGGCAGUGACACCGAUGUUCCAGCUGGUGAUAUUGGUGUUGGUAGCCGUGAAGUUGGUUACAUGUUCGGUGCUUACAAGCAAAUGCAAAACAACUGGUCUGGUAUUUUGACCGGUAAGGGUUUAAGCUGGGGUGGUUCUUUAAUCCGUCCUGAAGCUACCGGUUACGGUGUUGUCUACUUCGUUGAAAAGAUGAUUGAAAAGGCCACUGGAGGUAAGGAAUCCUUCAAGGGUAAGAGAGUUGCCAUCUCUGGUUCAGGUAACGUUGCUCAAUACGCCGCCUUAAAGGUUAUUGAGUUAGGUUCUACCGUUGUUUCCUUAUCCGACUCUAAGGGUUGUAUCAUCUCCCAAACUGGUAUUACUCCAGAUCAAAUCAAGGCCAUCGCUGCAGCUAAGAUACACUUCAAGACUUUGGAAGAAAUUACCAAGGAGUCCGCAUCGCUCUUCUCCGGCUCUAACGAAGUUCAAUACAUUGCUGGUGUUCGUCCAUGGACCCACUGUGGCCAAGUUGACGUUGCUUUACCAUCUGCUACUCAAAAUGAAGUUUCUGGUGAAGAAGCAAAGGCUUUAGUUGAAGCUGGCUGUAAGUUCAUCGCUGAAGGUUCCAAUAUGGGUUCUACCAAGGAAGCUAUCGAUGUUUUUGAAGCCAACAGAUCUAAGGCUGUAUGGUACGCUCCAGGUAAGGCUGCCAACUGUGGUGGUGUUGCUGUCUCUGGUUUAGAAAUGGCACAAAACUCUCAAAGAGUUACUUGGGCUGCUGAAGAAGUCGACGAAAAGUUGAAGAACAUUAUGUACACUUGUUUCGAUAACUGUUACGCUAAUGCUGCUAAAUACUCUGCUGAAAAGGAUGCAGAAAAUUUACCAUCUUUAUUAAAGGGUGCUAACAUCACUGGUUUCAUCAAGGUCGCCGAUGCUAUGUUUGACCAAGGUGAAGUCUUUUAA